Rhineura floridana is the source of this 2925-nucleotide messenger RNA. It is a transcript of the gene CCNL2, whose product is annotated as cyclin L2. The record is from RefSeq and is a predicted model, not a curated record. Bases 189 to 1835 code for a protein of 548 amino acids. Gene Ontology annotation, biological process: regulation of transcription by RNA polymerase II. Gene Ontology annotation, molecular function: cyclin-dependent protein serine/threonine kinase regulator activity. The transcript has 11 exons. Lineage: Eukaryota; Metazoa; Chordata; Lepidosauria; Squamata; Rhineuridae. Gene Ontology annotation, cellular component: nucleus.
CACAACGGAGAAACCGGCGCUUUUGUCCAAUGUGAGGGCGCCGCCUCGUUGCGGCUGUCCAAUGGGGAGGAAGAGAUGGGCGGGAGACAAAAAAAGGGCAUGCGCGUGACGUAACGGGCGUGCGCGUAAGGAGACGGGAAGAGGCGAAGUGAGUCAGUGUGAGGGGGAAGCGGCGACGUCGAGACAAGAUGGCGGCGAUAAUGGCGGCCGCGGGAGGAGCUGUGGCGGCGGCAGGGCCCGGGCCCGCCGGCUCAGCGGCGGCGGCGAUGAUGAUGAUGAUGGCCUCGUCGUCGUCCUCCUCCUCCGGCAACUGCUGCCCGCCUCCUCUCCCUCCUCCGGCCCUUCCUCCGCCUCCCGGCGCGGUCCGCAUCGGCGACAGGCUGUACUCGGGGGUGCUGAUCACGCUGGAGAAUUGUCUCCUGCCGGCCGACGCGCUCCGCUUCACGCCUUCGAUGGGCAGUGGCCUGGACGCCGAGACCGAGGCGCAGCUCCGAGUCACCGGCUGCGAGCUCAUCCAGGCCGCCGGGAUCCUGCUGAGGCUCCCUCAGGUGGCCAUGGCUACGGGGCAGGUGUUGUUCCAGCGUUUCUUUUAUACAAAAUCGUUUGUGAAGCAUUCCAUGGAGCAUGUGUCGAUGGCCUGUGUUCACUUGGCAUCAAAAAUUGAAGAAGCACCAAGGCGUAUAAGAGACGUAAUUAACGUAUUCCACAGACUCCGGUUCCUGAGAGAGAAAAAGAAGCCUGUACCUCUAAUCCUGGAUCAAGAGUAUGUUAAUUUGAAGAACCAAAUUAUAAAAGCUGAGAGGAGAGUUCUGAAGGAGUUAGGAUUUUGUGUACAUGUGAAACAUCCUCACAAGAUAAUCGUUAUGUACCUUCAGGUAUUAGAAUGUGAACGUAACCAACACCUGGUCCAGACCUCAUGGAACUACAUGAAUGACAGCCUGCGGACCGACGUCUUUGUAAGGUUUCACCCCGAGAGCAUCGCUUGCGCCUGCAUUUACCUUGCUGCUAGGACUCUGGAGAUCCCACUUCCAAAUCGCCCCCACUGGUUUCUACUCUUUGGAGCGACAGAAGAGGAAAUUCAGGAGAUCUGCCUGAAAAUUUUACAACUCUACACACGUAAAAAGGUUGAUCUAGCUGUCCUGGAAAGCCGAGUAGAGAAGAAGAAGCUAGCCAUCGAAGAGGCAAAAGCACAAGCAAAAGGCCUCUUGCCAGAUGGGACCCCCAAUUUGGAUGCUGUGUCUGGAUUUUCGCCUGCCCCCAAAACUGAGUCUCCAAAAGAAAAUAAGGGCAGCAAGCCUUCCCCACUUGCUGUGCAGGCGAUAAAGAACGCCAAGAGGAAAAUGGAAGGGAUGAAGCGGGUAAAAUCCAACAGCCCCAUCAACGGCAUUCAGAAAGACAGAGACAGCCGGAGCCGAAGUGGAAGUAGAGACCAGAGUUAUUCCAGGUCACCCUCGAGAUCGCCAUCUCCAAAGCAGAGGAAGAGCGAAAGCUAUUCCCCGUCGAGUGGCUCCAAGUCCCACAGCCGCUCCCGGAGCCGCAGCGACUCUCCCCCGCGGCAGUUCAACCACGGCGGUGCAAGUUACAAAGGCUCCAAGAUGAGGAGCUACAAAAAGGCCAAGGGGUACAAAUACGCGUCGCCCAAGCAGCGCAAGUCCCGCAGCCGGAGCUCCUCGCGCUCCAGGAGCCGCUCGCGGGAACGGUCGGACCACUCCGGGAAGUACAAGAAGAAAAGCCACUACUACAGGGAUCAGAGACCUGAGCGGCCCCACUCCUACGAGAGGCCAGGCCACCGCUACGAGAGAGACCAUCCGGGCCACAGUCGGCACAGGAGAUGAGUCACGCCGAAGGGCAUCCGAAGCUGAGCGCCUCUUCCAGAUUCUGGGCGCUCACAGACUUUAUCUCUGACACCUUAGUUGCGUACCUGCUUGGUGCAGACCUCGAGGACGAAUGCUGCAAAGGACUGAAUUGGGACGACGUGCCGUUUACUUGGGCUGUUUUGAUUUUGUUUCUCUGCGUCUCCUCGUAAUGAGGGACCGCAGCUAUCUCGUCUGUCCGUUCUUCGUACUAGGCAGGGGACACUCUUUUCCUGCUUACAGAAGCAGGAUUGUUUUCCGGAUAACGUCGGAUUCUGAGGAGAGAAUUGCCUUUUGAGGCCAGUCAGAGGGUUUGGACGACCCCUGUUUUUCCCUCUCAAAGGAUCUUGGACACUCAGACCCAACAGCAUUGCUUGGUGCUAACAGCAGUCCUUGGUAGUUGUUCCCCCCCCCCACCAGAGCGGACUUGAUUGCGUUGUAGAACACAAGGUGAUUUUUGUUUUGUUUUUAGAAGCAAUGCCUAUAUUAGGCGGCCUUUUUGUGUGUGUAUAUAUCUGGUGUUGGAAUAGUAAGGACAGAAAAAAGGCCUUAACCCUUUAAACUUACCCACAAAGUGCAAAUGCAUUUAAUUAAAUUUGGGGAGGGGGAGUUUGUAACCUGCAUACUGAAUAUUGAGAACUUCGGAUUCCUCAGCUAAAGACUUCUCACCCCCCCUUUUUUUCUUUGUUUUUUUUUUUUUUUUUUUUUUUUUUUUUUGCAUAAAGAAAUCUGUGGAAAUGUGAAAAGUAUUUAGAUUCAGUGUGUUGGAAGUGGUCUAUUUUUUAAAACUGGUGGAUUGCCUGGUGCUGGCCACCAGCUCAGGACUUGGGAUGCUUUCAUAUAAUAUAACAUUUUAUGUGGUUUAGAUAAAAAAAAAAACCCUCUACUCAGGAUCUUUAAAAAUUCUUGAAGAACUGAUAGUUUGCCCCCUCCUCCUUUGCGUGCUUAAAAGAAGGCAUUUAUAUUAAGAGAGAAAUGUACGCAGCACAGGAAUAUCCGUUUUAGGGGUAUAUAUCUGAGCUGUUUUCCUGUUCCCUGAUUUUCAUUAAAGUAUUUGAUUUUAUAUUUAAAA